GGACCCCACGGUCUUCAGUCCAGCGGCGCGCACGGCUAUGAAGGAAGCUCUUCUCCUCCGUUACUCCCUCUUCCCUGUCCUCUACACACUCUUCCACCACGCUCACGCCAGCGGACACACCGUCGCCAGGCCACUGCUGUUUGAGUUCCCCAGAGACCAGCGCACCUAUGCGCUCGAUAAACAGUUCCUGUGGGGGAAGAGUUUGCUGGUGACACCGGUGCUGGAGCCGGGUGUGGAGUAUGUGGUGGGCUACUUCCCCAAAGGCCUGUGGUACGACUUCUACACGGGAGACUCUUUGGCCAGCAGUGGGGAGGAUAUUAAACUGCAGGCGCCACUGGACAAGAUCAACCUUCACCUGAGAGAGGGCAGCAUCAUACCCACCCAGAGACCCAACAUCACUCUCUGGGUGAGCAGUGGGCAGCCGAUGCAUCUGAUUGGUGCUCUGUCUGAGGAUGGCGUUGCCGAGGGUGACCUGUUCUGGGACGAUGGGGAAACCAUAGCAACCUACGAGAACAACCAGCACGCCUACAUCCGCUUCCGAGUCCAGAAGAGCACUAUGACCUCAGAGGUGCUGCAGGCCAAUGUGGAGGCUAGUUACAUCACCGUGGAAACCGUCUCCUUUUAUGGUGUGAAGCCGGAACCCAAGAGAGUUACAGUGAACUCUCAAGAUGCAGAUUUCACCUACCGAGCCAAUCAGGUUCUCACUGUGACUAAUUUGGGUUUGAACUUGAGCCAGAACUUCACCAUCAGUUGGAUGUAGACGUUUUGGGAACAUCAGCUUGUCCGAGUCAGGAAUGUUUGGGAAUUCUGUUGAGGGAUGGGACAUCACUCCGGCCAGCUCCACAGCUUGACCAUGAACCCACGCCUGCCAUGUCCGUGUUCGGCAUCGUCCAAUGAGAGCUUUUGGAGUGGUCACAUGAUCUUACCUAAUGCAGAUGAAGUGAGGGCCCGAUCUCCUCGUGUGUGUGUGUGUGUGUGUGUGUGUGUGUGUGGGCACUGGUGUGUGUGUGUGUG
Messenger RNA from Clupea harengus (Atlantic herring), 1014 nucleotides. Its product is annotated as lysosomal alpha-glucosidase-like. Bases 38 to 760 code for a protein of 240 amino acids. Gene Ontology annotation, biological process: carbohydrate metabolic process. The record is from RefSeq and is a predicted model, not a curated record. The transcript has 7 exons. Gene Ontology annotation, molecular function: carbohydrate binding; alpha-1,4-glucosidase activity. NCBI's taxonomy places the organism in Eukaryota, Metazoa, Chordata, Actinopteri, Clupeiformes, Clupeidae.